Molecule: messenger RNA, 1140 nt
Organism: Haplochromis burtoni (Burton's mouthbrooder)
Lineage: Eukaryota; Metazoa; Chordata; Actinopteri; Cichliformes; Cichlidae
Product: glycerophosphodiester phosphodiesterase 1
Exons: 6
Coding region: 11-1012 (333 amino acids)
Biological process (GO): lipid metabolic process
Molecular function (GO): phosphoric diester hydrolase activity
Source: RefSeq, a predicted model, not a curated record
UUCUUUCACCAUGCUGCAGAUCGGAGAUGAGGUGGUGUAUUUCUCAGUGGUGUUUCUGCUGGUUGUACUGGUAACUAGAAGCGCCACUUGGGCCACCCUCCUCACCGCGUUUCUCUACAUCUUCAUGGUGAUGUUCCGCUUCCCUCCGGUGCCGGCGGACCGGGCCGCUCGAGUCCUGCGGCCCGGCGCUCUCUCCUCAAGCGGCGGCGUCCCGGUGGUGGCGCACCGCGGAGGAAGCCACGACGCUCCGGAGAACACCUUGGCAGCGAUCAGAGAGGCUAGUAGGAACGGGGCCACCGGAGUGGAACUGGACCUGAGUUUCACAGCCGACGGAGUCCCAGUCCUGAUGCAUGAUGAGACCGUGGACCGAACCACCAAUGGGUCUGGACCAAUCAGCAAACUUCAGUUUGUUCAGCUCAGGAGACUCAAUGCUGCUGCUCACCACAGGAUGAAGGACAGAUUUAAUGUAGAGAAGGUUCCAACUCUGCAGGAAGCUGUGGAGGAAUGCAUCAGGCACCAGCUGACCAUCUUCUUUGAUGUCAAAGGUCAACCUGAUAUGGCUGUAUCAGUGCUUCAUAACAUGUUUAAGAAGUUCCCGGUACUUUACAACUCCAGCGUCGUUUCCUCCUUUGAACCCAAAGCCAUCUACAAGAUGCGUCAGACUGACCCCCACGUGAUCACAGCUCUCACCCACCGGCCCUGGAGACUGAGCCGUUUUGGAGACGGCACGCCUCGUUCUCUGUCGACGUGGAGCCAGUUGUGGACCGGUGUUCUGGACGUCUUGUUGGACUGGGCCCACCAUCGCGUACUGUGGAAACUUUGUGGGAUCUCUGCCAUUCUUGUGCAGAAAGACUUCAUCUCACGGGACUAUGUUCAGUAUUGGGCAGAGCGAGGAGUGGAGGUGGUGGGCUGGACUGUUAACACUGCUGUGGAGAAGGAGUACUACCAAAACCUGCUGAAGAUCAGCUACAUGACUGACAGUCUGCUGGAGGACUGUGAUCCUCAUUAUUGAGGAAAUCUUCCAGACUUACAGGUUCUCAAUAUAACCAAAUUAGAUCUUAGAAACUCGUUGGUUUGACAAAGGUUAUAAUUAAGAAGUGCAAUCAUUCAUUUCUACUCCUGCGUACAAGUAAAUAAAAA